UUAAAUACGUUUUUGUCUCGUAAUAAUUAUUUUUAUAAUUCAAGUUUGUUAAACUAAAAAUGGAAUCAAUUGAUGAUACAACUACAUCAAAUUAUCGAAAAAUUCAUGAAGCGUAUAUGCAAAAUUUGAAUGGAACAACUGCUUUGGAAACAUACUUUUUAAUUGUACCAAGUUUUUUAAAUAUUUUUAUUUGCCUUAGUGUAAUUCAUAUAAUAACACCUUUAGUACACUUACAAAUAUCCAAAUUGUCGCAGUUUUUAAUAGAAUUUUGUGUGAUUGUGUUACCAAAUCUGUUGUGGUUAACGGUCUUAUCUGAUUAUAUAAAAUAUGUUUUUCUAAGUUUACUUUGUAUAUCUACAUGUAUCUUAAUAUAUUUUUUACAAUUUAUUCAACAUACUGAUUUUAGUAAAAUCAAAUUUGAAAAUAAACAUCGGCAUUUUAUAACAAAUGCACGAUCUACAAUCAAUGUUUUAACUGCUAUUUGCAUACUAGCCGUUGAUUUUCAAAUAUUUCCAAGACGCUUUGCAAAAACUGAAACUUUUGGUUUUGGACUAAUGGAUGUUGGCGUAGGACUUUAUGUAUGUUCAAACGGGGUUGUUGCUUCCCACACAUUAAAAGAUCAUUUCAAUGGAUUUUUUAAUGUUUUAUUUAAAUCGUUUAUCAGUUGUACACCAUUAUUUAUUCUUGGUUCCGUCCGAUUUGUGUUGACAAAUGAAUUAGAUUAUCAACUACAUGUCUCUGAAUAUGGUGUCCAUUGGAAUUUUUUUAUUACACUUGCAGUUACAAAAAUGUUGAGUACAAUUAUCUUAUAUUUAAUUCCCGCUAGAUAUUCUUUACCUACAACUAUUUUUUUGAUACUGCUUCAAGAGUAUUUACUGCAAGUUGGGCUACAAGAAUGGGUUCUAUCUGAUAUUAAACGGAGUACGUUUUUAACUGCAAAUCGCGAAGGAAUAGUUUCAUCACUAGGCUAUGUUGCAAUCUAUUUUUUGGCUAUUCAAGUAUCCAAUUUUAUGAACUUAAAAGAAACAAUUUCUUUUAAAGAUAACGUUCGGUUAUUAUAUAAAUUGAUUAUCAUUUCUGUGAUUACAUUAAUUUUGACUUUUUUUUGUGAAAAGAAUUUUGGGGUAUCAAGGCGUUUAGCUAAUUCUGGGUACAUCUUUUGGAUUCUUUUUAUUUUUGUUUCAAUGCACGCAUUUUUCUUAGUAGUUGAGUUAAUUUUGAUGAUAAUAUUUGUCAGUUUAAAGACGUAUUUUGAAAAAAAUUCCAUUCGGAUUGGUAAAUCAACUGAGUUAACGUCAAUCAUAUUAGAAGCGGUAAAUUUCAAUGGAUUAACAUUCUUUCUAUUAGCAAAUGUAUUAACAGGCUUAAUCAAUUUAACUAUACAAACUUUGAAAAUUGAUCCAUUUAAUAGUAUUUUGAUACUUUUUAUUUAUAGUUUUAUAAUUUGUGCAGCUCUGAGUGCUGUGUAUGUUCAGAAUAUUAAACUAAAAUUUUGGUAAAAAAACAAAUUUUGGGGGAGUAGCCAGGGAAAUAAUUCUAUUAUUUAAUUUUUCCUCUUUAAAAGAUCCUUCUAAUACUGUUAUUGCACAAAACUUAAAAUGCCUUACAAUUUUUCUCGCUUUUGGGGGAAGAAA
Molecule: messenger RNA, 1634 nt
Organism: Chrysoperla carnea
Lineage: Eukaryota; Metazoa; Arthropoda; Insecta; Neuroptera; Chrysopidae
Exons: 1
Coding region: 60-1499 (479 amino acids)
Biological process (GO): GPI anchor biosynthetic process; protein localization to plasma membrane
Cellular component (GO): endoplasmic reticulum; membrane
Molecular function (GO): glucosaminyl-phosphatidylinositol O-acyltransferase activity
Source: RefSeq, a predicted model, not a curated record